AUUUAAUAUUAUAAACUACCUGAUGUUGCAAGUUUUAAAUCGCUGAUGCAUAGUCGCUAUAAAGACGACGUUGAAGUUUGGAGCGUUCUUCGAGCGAAAAUUGAAAAUAGCCUUUAUUUAAAAAAAAAACUAUAGAGUAAACUUUAGGAUCGCAAGAUGCGGUUAGAAAUCUGGGUCUCAUUUUUAUUUUAAUGAGUAUUCGUGCUACAAUCACACGGAUAAGGUAUUAUUUCUUGAUAAAGUCCGACUAUUUCACUAGUCAUCUCGUUUAUAGAAGUUUAUUUACUUUUUACUGUUUAUUUAUAAACGGCGUUGUUCGCGUUUCAAUCGGAUGAUUCGACGAGAGAUUCAAACUCCACGGAGAACUGAUUUUUGUAUGUAAAAUUUUACGUUUUAUGAUCGCGUCUUGCGCGCAACUGUUAUUCACGAUGCAUAAAAUGUUCGGACAUAUACGCGGAAAUGUGCGCGACUGCUUGAGAGACACAAGCACGCGUGCUUUCUGCGCUUGCGUCUUCACGUGGAUAUAAAGAAAGGGUCGUCGUUGUUUUACAGUGCGAGGGAAGAACACCGGACGUUACCUAACUGUAAUUCCUUUAAUUAUGUCAUUUACACCGUUAUUUCCUGACGACACGUAAUAGUACCGAGCGAUAUUCGUAAUAGCCGCUUUACGAUCCGCCUUUCGUAAACAGUUUUCACAAUUUUUCUUUUACUUUUUUUGCUGUGUCGUACACUAUUAUCGUGCAUAAUAAAGUGAAUAUGAUUGCUCUCUCGUGUUUUCCCUUUUUCGUUCGCGACCGCGGUCGAAAACUUUUUGUCAUUCGCGUCGCAGAAAUGGAUUUCGACGGUGGUCGAUAUUACACGAUUAAUCGAGUGAUGUUGUCGACUGUCGGUUUAUGGCCAUAUCAAAGCGUAUGGUUCACUCGGAUACAAAGAGUUUUUUGUUUAGUUUGUCUCGUGACUGGUGUAACGUUGCAGUUACUCACAUUUGUCACAUUUGAAUAUAAUUUGGGGCUUCUCCUCGACAUCUUAUCCUAUGUGAUUCCUUUCUUGAUCGUCGUUCUGAAGUACGUUACGUAUUGUGCAAAGACCGAAUCAAUGAGAAAGCUAAUAGAAACGAUAAAGCACGACUGGAACACGCUGAGGAACGAAAUAGAGUACAAGAUCAUUCAUAAGUAUACUCAUAUUGGAGCGUUUUACGCGCAGAUGUUUGCAUUAGUCACCUAUGCGUUUCCGUUGCUCUUCGCUUCUAUACAUCUUAUACCGAAUCUGCUGGAUCUCGUUGCACCGCUCAAUCAGUCUCGUCCACAUCAAUUGAUAAUUCUGGUCGAGUAUUUCGUCGAUAUCGACGAAUAUUUUUCCGUUAUUCUGCUGCAUUUGACCGUGACUAUUUUCGUAGUUCAAAACACGCUCAUGUCCACCACAUCUAUGUACGUCGCGUACAUACAGCACGCGUGCGGAAUGCUCGAAAUAGCUAGCUAUCGCAUCGAACACGCUCUCGUCGAGGACGAGAAAGAUAAUCCGACUUCUGAAAGACGUUGCACGGCUUGCGCCAGAAUUAUCGGCGCCGUCGAUAUUCACAGGCGAGCCAUCGAGUUUUUCGAAUUCAUGAAGGAUACUUUUGUAAUAAUGUAUUUCUUUCUGCUUUUACUCGGCGUGGCGUCUCUAACUGUUAAUCUGUACCGUGCAGUAAUCACAGAAGGAGUUUUUGAAAGGCUCUUGUCUGUGUUAAACGUGUGCGUCCAUCUGUUUUAUUUCUUCCUCGUUAAUUAUGCCGGACAAAUGAUAUUGGACCACUGUAAUGAUUUUUUCACAAGAAUAUACAACUCCAAGUGGUAUGAUAUGUCAUUGCACGCGCAAAAAUUAAUAUUGUUCAUAAUGCAGAGAGGUUCGAAAAAUUGCAUAUUGCUCGUGGGCGGUUUAUAUAUCGCGUCGUUGGAAGGUUUCGCCGUGGUAACGAAUCACUUUCACGUAGCGGUCACGACAUUACCUUCGGCCUGUAUGUAUCAGCCUGUGCAGACGAAUUUUUCUGUUCCAGACUAUGAGCACAUCUGUGUCCUACUUCAUGGUAAUUUACUCGACGCAAUGACAUCGCAAACGAGAAUCCCUUCCGAUCGUUGUUACACAGAGGAAUGAAAUUUCAAUUA
Harpegnathos saltator (Jerdon's jumping ant) is the source of this 2144-nucleotide messenger RNA. Its product is annotated as odorant receptor 49a-like. NCBI's taxonomy places the organism in Eukaryota, Metazoa, Arthropoda, Insecta, Hymenoptera, Formicidae. Gene Ontology annotation, biological process: detection of chemical stimulus involved in sensory perception of smell; sensory perception of smell. The record is from RefSeq and is a predicted model, not a curated record. Bases 757 to 2133 code for a protein of 458 amino acids. Gene Ontology annotation, cellular component: plasma membrane. Gene Ontology annotation, molecular function: odorant binding; olfactory receptor activity. The transcript is spliced from 8 exons.